Molecule: messenger RNA, 3524 nt
Organism: Salvelinus namaycush (lake trout)
Lineage: Eukaryota; Metazoa; Chordata; Actinopteri; Salmoniformes; Salmonidae
Product: cilia- and flagella-associated protein 36-like
Exons: 10
Coding region: 217-1347 (376 amino acids)
Cellular component (GO): ciliary base; axoneme
Source: RefSeq, a predicted model, not a curated record
GAUUAGGUGUCAACCCUUUCGAAAUUCAUGAGUACGCUUUUUCAGAUUUUAUGCAGCUACCAAAACAUGUUACGGAGAGGGAUAAUAACAAUGGACUAGCUUGCUAGCUAGAUCUCAACAAAUGUAUGGAUCCUUAGACUUCAGUUGUGCAUUGUUGUACAAUUUCAGGGCUAAACUUCCUCGCCUGAAGAAUAUUAUAGGGUGUUAUUAGCCAACAUGGCUGAGGACAGCGAGUGGGUUGUGGAGAGCAUUGCUGGAUAUUUGUCAAGUCCCGAAUGGGUCAUACCAGUUACGGACUUCAUGGAAAACAAAUGUACAGUUUUUGAUGACGAAGAUGAGAAUAAAUUGACUUACACAGAUAUCCAUCAGCAGUACAAGCAUUUGGUGGAGAAGUUGUUAGAAACCUACAUGCAAGAGGUUGGCAUCAAUGAGCAGCAGUUUUUGGAGGCAUGCUCCUCUCCUUUCGCCAAGUCCAAAACCUUACAGGCUGUAUUCCAUCCCAUCCUGGCCACAGAUGACUUCCAGAUGUUCAGGGCUCUCAUGGUACAGAAGAAUAUGGAGCUGCAGCUCCAGGCGCUGCGUGUCAUUAAAGAGAGAAAUGGCGCUCUGCCUGAGUGUCUCACAGAUGGAGCAGAUGUCAUGAGUGAGCUGGAGCAGCAGGAGCUGAAGAUUCUUCAGGAGGUGCUCAAGAUGUCAAAGGAUGAGUAUGACCAAGAGAUGGCUCUGAGACUGCAGUCAGAGGAGGAGAUUGGCUCCACGUCCAGAAGCUGCUCUGAUAGGCCACUUCUAGAAGCAGCCAGCAUCCAGACGACCGCCUCGACUCAACAGACAAACACCACCAACAAGGUGAACAGUACAUCUCAGAGGAAAGAGGAGCUGAAGCCUGCUGUAGCUGGAGGUGGUGGGCAGAUUAGUCCAGCCAAGACCAGCACAUCUGCCCUUUCUAAGUUGCCAUCAGAGCGGCACAGUUCAGAGCCAAUGAUCCUGCCUGCAGUGAGGGUUCCAGUGAAGGGCAUUGAGCCUCCGGCUGUCUCCAGGGAGAAGGGGAGCAGCAGCCAGGCAGCAGAGGGCUGGAUAGAGGAGGCACGUAAGGAGGCUGGCAUCUCCAAGCCAUUCACAGAGUUGUCAGCAGAGCAGCAGGAGCAACUCCAGCAAAGGGCACUGUACCUGAGGCAGCAGAGGGACAAGCUUCAGGCCAUGAAAAAAGAGCAGAGACCCAAACCAGCCACGCCAGAAACCCCAGCACCCACUCCCAGCACACCGGAGAUCUCUGUCGAAGAAAAAAAGAAGUUGCAGAAAAGAAAACAUCUGGCAGAAAAACUGAAAGAGGAAGUCAUCAAAAAGUAAAACUGCAAUAUAUCUCCCCCAGAGUGUAACUGUAGUCAAACUGGACCAUCAAUUCCUUGGGAGUGAGAUGGACUGUGCUUGUGAAGGGGCAACAGGAAAUGUGCAUUUGUAAUGGAAUGUAGUAUUUCAAUGGUUAUUGAUAGUCUUAAAGGGAAUGACACAUUGGUUUCCUUACCCUAUAAGCAGUCUAUGGGCAAGGUGACAACAAUCCAUGCUUUGGUUUAGUUUCCCUGGCACUGAUUUGGAAAUGAUGCACAAACUAUUCUAAUAUUGGUCCUAUGACUUGAAUAUGAUUUGUUCUACACAUGCUUAAAUGUUAGCAUGUGGUAACAGUGCCAGGGAAACUAAACCAAUGUAUGAAUUACUGUCAUACCUUGUCUAUAGACUGCUUACAGGGUAAGGAAAAAUGAAAUUUUGUAAUUUGGGUGAACUAUCCCUUUGUAUAAUAUGUGGUUUAAUACAUUUUUUAAAAUGUAAAUCCUGCCAGAGAUCUUGUGUAAUAAACCUACUGGUCUGUGACAGGUGGUUAGCAUGAAAAGAUGCAAUUAACUAUCCAUGCUUGUAGAUAAGAUGCUCUGAGGUAUACAUCCUGUUAAGUGUGAAUAGGCAUUAGGAAAUGAUCAGCACACAAAUAUACAAACUUUACUGUAUAUGAAAAAUGUAAGGGUUGUAACAUUAACACAAUUCAGAAAAAUAAGCAGGUUGUUCACAUUUGUAUUGCAGGUUCAAUUCAAUGUAUAUAAACCCUGGAUUGCUGAUGCUAUGUAUUGGCCAUUGAGAACUUUGAAGCAUCUGGUCGGCCGUAUUGGCACUCCUCCAUAGAAUUUUGGUAUUUCAAUUAAAUGUUAAAUACAUGUAAUUUUGUCCUCUCUUUUUGAGUUGGGACAGUAUCUCAAUUAUACAUUAAGGAAAAAUAUGUAUGUUUAGCUCACAAUAUCAUUUAAAAAGUAUUCAUUAAAGGUGCCUAAGAAUAAAUAUGCCAAACAUUUAUGUAGACAAAUGCAUUUCUAAAUAUUUUUUACACUGACGGAGUGCCAAGAUUUAGGAACUGUGGCUUCCAACACAGCACCCCCAACAGCCAUCUAGUGUAAAUAUAAAUCAUUGGUUAAAUUCAACUCCUCCAGAUUAAAAUAAAGCUAGAUUCACACAAUGCCAGGGUCACAAUCUGAAAACGUAUCAAAUGUUUAGAAUAGUGGUAGUAAAUGCACUUGUCAAAUGUUCAUGGAGACAAACCUACACAAUCUAGACAUAUUUGAAAUGGUUACAUUUGGGCACUCAGCUGUUGUACGUACUCAGACUGAAAUGCUUUCCACCUUUCCCUGACAUCACACUUCAUCUGUCAUUAGGAAUGUCUAUAUAAAAUGGCAGUAGCUGGCCUAAACCACCACUGCUGCAAUUUAGGAUUUAAAUAUGCUCUGACCCACAGGGACUGUGCUAGCAACAAAAUCCAUGAGUACUGAACUGGAACACUAGUAUGAGAAGGGCUUAAAGGACACACCUAUCUGCUGGAAAAAUGACUUCUCUUAACAAAGACACCUCUGGGAGCCACAGUAGGUCAAAGCCACUGAAUACACACAGACUUUAGACAUUCUCAGUGGGCUGCAAAAAUGACUUUACUGCCGUUUAAUACAUGUUAUUUUAAAACCAGCAUUGCAACUCUUGCUUUAUACAAUGAAUCAAAUAAUUGAAUUAAAAGGGUGAACAGUGAUCCCACCAUUUGUGCAAAAGCAAUACACUGGCAGGUAUAGCUCUACCCUUUUAAAAUCACUUAAGGGGCAAAUUAUUAAAAAUAAAAAUAACUGUACAGUACUUUUAAUAAACUCAUGAAUACAGGACUCCUGGCUGAUGUAGGUGUGUGUGAGCCUCGGCGAUGCAGCCCCAGCUUCGACGGUUGAGUCCUGCUCCUCGGAACUAAGCAACUUUGUUUUCUGUUGGUUAGUUUUUUUUUUGUUAACCCUCAUUUUGCCUAGUUCUCUCCACCCAACCCAAAUUAACAGUUCUAUGGGGUCAGCCAAUCAAGCUUCCAUUACUAAGCGGCUAGUCCUGCUAGCCUGACUGGCUCUCCCGUUAGCCCCUGCUCCCCCUUUUGUAGAGCGGCUGAGGUUUGCGUGAAGUGCUGCGUCCCUGCCGGAGCAUCAGAGAAACCUUGGCACUGAUCAACCUCUCUGGUCCACAGG